Molecule: messenger RNA, 1284 nt
Organism: Fonsecaea erecta
Lineage: Eukaryota; Fungi; Ascomycota; Eurotiomycetes; Chaetothyriales; Herpotrichiellaceae
Exons: 3
Coding region: 1-1284 (427 amino acids)
Biological process (GO): proteolysis
Molecular function (GO): metallodipeptidase activity
Source: RefSeq, a predicted model, not a curated record
AUGCACCUCGCGGCUCUGUUCGCCAUUCCGCUCUUGAGCUCCCUCGUGCAGGGCAGCGCGGGCAGCUUCCUGGACCAGGCUAUCCAGUUGAUGGAAGAGACUCCGCUGCUGGACACACACAUUGAUCUGCCGCAGAUCAUCCGAAGCCUGAACCGACGACCCCUCGACGCCAUCCCGCAGCUGAACGGCUCGUUCCCGGGCCACGUCGACAUCCCGCGGAUGCGACAGGGCCGGCUGGGCGGCGCGUUCUGGACGGUCUGGGCGCCCUGCUACGACGUGACGGGCGAGGAUCCGGGCUCGGACUUCAACACGCCCACCAACCACCUGCGCGACGCGCUGGAGAUGCUCGACAUCAUCCAGAACAUGAUCGCCCGCCACCCGGACCACCUGCAGUACGCGCGGUCGUCGGCCGACGUGUGGCGCGCGUUCCACGCCGGCAAGAUCGCCUCGCUCAUCGGCAUGGAGGGCACCCACGUGCUGGGCAAUUCGCUUGGCGCCCUGCGCGUCUUCGCCCAGCUAGGAGUUCGCUACGUGACCCUGACGCACACAUGCCACAGCGCGUUCGCGUCGUCGGCCGGGCCGGGGACGCCCAUCGACCCUGUGCACGCGGGCAACGCCCUGACGCCACUGGGGCAGGAGCUCGUACGGGAACUCAACCGCGUCGGCAUCCUGGUCGACCUGUCGCACACGUCGGACGCGACCAUGCGGCAGGCGAUCGCGCUGUCCGAGGCCCCCGUGGUGUGGACGCACGCGGGGGCCCGCGCGCUGUGGGACCACCCGCGCAACGUGCCCGACGACAUCCUGCGCCUGAUCGGCGACGGCCCCGGGCAGAAGGACGGCGUGAUCCAGUCCAUCUUCUUCCCGCCCUUCAUCGGGCCCAACCCGGGCGCCAACGUCUCCCGCGUCGCCGACCACAUUGAGCACAUCGCCGGCAUUGUGGGGCGAAACCGCGUGGGCAUCGCCUCCGACUUUGACGGCAUGUACAUCUCAGUCGACGGCCUGGAGGAUGCGAGCAAGUACCCCAACAUCGUCGCAGAACUCCUCUCGCGCGGCUGGACGGCCGAGGAGAUGAAAGGCGUGCUGGGCGGCAACCUGAUGCGGAUCAUGGACAAAGUGGACGAAGUCGCCGAGACGCUCAAAGACCGGCUGCCGUCCUCGGCCAUCUGGGAGAAGCGCCAGGACCUGCCGGCGACGAAAUGGGGCGGCGGCGGGGUGCAGACGUACUGGCCCCGAGACGUCAAGGAGGCGGUGGAGAAGAUGACGGUGCGGCAUGACGAGUUGUGA